Molecule: messenger RNA, 1629 nt
Organism: Lachnellula hyalina
Lineage: Eukaryota; Fungi; Ascomycota; Leotiomycetes; Helotiales; Lachnaceae
Product: putative transporter
Exons: 3
Biological process (GO): transmembrane transport; dipeptide transport; allantoate transport
Cellular component (GO): plasma membrane
Molecular function (GO): dipeptide transmembrane transporter activity; allantoate transmembrane transporter activity
Source: RefSeq, a predicted model, not a curated record
UACCGGUCUAUACCAGCAUUUUCCGUGCGAAGUCCACACAAAAUCGCUGCGAUGGACACGGAAAAGAUCCACGAUGCCUCUUCUGAGGAUCCCGAGAAGAUGACAGAACUUACCCCAAAAGCCACAGUGGGUGACGGGGAAAUCAUCAAUGAGAUGUUCAAGCAUGCCAAUCCCAAUGACGGGGACGAAGCUCUGAAAGCCUUCCAAGGACACGAUGGCGAGACCAUCGUCAUGACGCCCGAGAUGGAGAAGAAGCUAGUAAGGAAAAUCGAUUUAAAUCUCAUGCCGAUUCUGUGUGUCGUUUACGGUCUGAAUUACCUCGAUAAAACCACCCUGUCCUACGCGAGUAUAAUGGGUCUGAAGAAGUCAAUUCAUUUGAAGGGUGAUGACUACCAAUGGCUUGGUAGUAUGUUUUAUUUCGGAUACCUCUUUUGGGAAUACCCCACGAAUCGACUCCUCCAACGACUCCCACUUGCAAAAUGGUCAGGCUUCAAUGUGAUUAUGUGGGGCUUAACGUUAUGCUGCAUGGCUGCUGUUAAGGACUUUGCAGGUGCCGCGACAGUGCGCUUCUUCCUUGGGGUUUUCGAGUCUGCCGUCACCCCCGGAUUUGCUCUUUUCACCUCGCAGUGGUAUACAAAGGAGGAACAAGGGACGAGGACUGGAAUUUGGUUCAGUUUCAACGGAUUCGCACAAAUUUUUGGAGGGUUCGUUGCGUACGGGAUAUCGGUUGGCGUAAAGAAACACGGUGCCGCGAUCGAGUCGUGGAAAAUCGUUUUCCUGACUGUUGGACUGGUGACUGCUGCUGUGGGGGUCAUCUUCCUCUGGUUGAUGCCUGAUAAUCAACUCAAUGCCUGGUUUUUAACCCCAGAGGAGAGACUCAUGGCAGUUGAGAGGAUUAGGCGGAACCAGCAGGGUGUUGGAAACAAGCACUUCAAAAUGUACCAAUUGAAGGAGGCAUUGCUAGACCCAAUGACAUGGGCGUUCGUCCUCUUCGCGUUGAUAUCAGAUAUACCUAAUGGUGGGAUAUCCAAUUUCUUCUCCCAGCUUAUCGUCUCAUUCGGAUACACGGCCGAUCAGUCUCUUUUAUACGGCACCCCAGGUGGGGCUGUGGAAGUCGUAACGCUGAUUGUUGCCGGAUAUAUUGGAGACAGAUUCAAGUGUCGACUCAUCAUGGGAUCAGUCGGGAUGCUUAUUGCUACCCUCGGGAUGCUACUCAUCGUCUGUCUCCCGCUAUCCAACAACGUCGGCCGCCUCAUCGGAUACUACUUAACCGAGGCAUCUCCGACCGGGUUCGUUGCUCUCCUCUCCCUACUCUCUAGCAAUGUAGCUGGAUAUACAAAGAAGACAACUGUCGCUGCCCUAUACCUCAUAUCAUAUUGUGUUGGGAACAUCAUUGGACCUCAGGUAUUCAGGCCAAAGGACGCGCCACGUUACCUCCCUGCCGAGAUCACUAUUAUUGUCUGCUACUGCGUGUGUGCCAUAGAGCUCAUUCUCAUCCUCCUGUAUUACAAGCGUUUAAAUAAGAAGAAUGCUGCAUUUAGAGCGGCACCGGGAUACAAGAAGUUAGAUAAGCAAGAAUUCUUAGACUUGACGGACAAGGAGAAUAAGGAGUUUGUAUAUACUCUAUAA